AUGCUUCUUCUUUCGGCCCCUCCUUUCACUCUACGACUAUUUAUCAUUUCCAUUUUUGUUCCUCCUCUGCUGGCUUGCUGGUCUCGAUGGCUCUCCGCCUCGGAGUGGUGGUAUGGGGGGAGGCGUUGUUGUGGGGGCAGAAAACCGGGCAGGUGCUCCGUGGUGACCGCGCGCGGCGCUGGGCCGCUCUCCCCUCGCGACGGCGGCUUGAAGGGCGACAGUGCACGCUCCGUGUCCCCCGGUGACGCCUGUGAGAGGGAUGGCGGAACUGCCGGAAUGGCCGCAACACUCGGUGCAGUGGCGUUCGGCCGGCGCUCCUCCACCUCGCCUGCGCCCACGCCGAGAGCUGCUGGGCCCCCGCAACGUUUGUGGUCCGUGGUUGGCACACAUGCGGGCUGCUACUAA
Trypanosoma grayi is the source of this 405-nucleotide messenger RNA. RefSeq lists its product as hypothetical. The record is from RefSeq and is a predicted model, not a curated record. NCBI's taxonomy places the organism in Eukaryota, Euglenozoa, Kinetoplastea, Trypanosomatida, Trypanosomatidae. Bases 1 to 405 code for a protein of 134 amino acids. The transcript has a single exon.